Messenger RNA from Cercopithifilaria johnstoni, 144 nucleotides. The record is from the annotation of a GenBank genome assembly. Lineage: Eukaryota; Metazoa; Nematoda; Chromadorea; Rhabditida; Onchocercidae.
GCAUUAGUAUUGCGUCGUAUGCAAUGGUCACCACAUUUUUGUCGCCUAUAUUUAGCUGGUCGAUCAUCACCUGACUGUAAUAUAAUUGUUAUGUCAAUUGUUGGACGACCACUUUCAUUUGGUGACAAACUAUUACAGUUAUAA